ACCCGGAAGAGGGUGUGGCUCUGAGUUGGGAGUUGGCUGGAUCAGGAAGCGUCGGAGACCAGGACCAGGACCGAGAGAUCCCGGGACCAGAACUCUCAGAACACUCUAACCCAGAGAUCAAAGUCCGCAAGCCGGUUCAGACAAUUUGUAAAACUUUAUUGAGUUUGAAAAGUGAGGCAGUAGCUUCACUCCGUUAGCCGCUAACAGCUAACAGCUAGCCUGCUGCUAACCGGGAAGUUACGGAUUCAGGUGAAUUCGGGCUCGAGCCGCAGGUGUGUUUUCCUCAGAGGAUUCAGACAGCGGCAGAUUAACAGACGGCAGCUGCAGGAGACAUUCAGUGUUUAACACCUGCUGCCGUUUAUUCACAGAAGAAGAAGAAGAUGAGUGGAGGAGUGAACAGCAUCGAGGCUGUGAAGAAGAAGAUUAAAGUCCUGCAGGAGCAGGCGGAGGAAGCGGAGGAGAGAGCAGAGAGACUGCAGAGGGAGGUGGAGAAGGAGAAGAGGAGCAGAGAGGAGGCGGAGGCCGAGGUGUCGUCUCUGAACCGUCGUCUGCAGCUCAGCGAGGAGAAUCUGGACCGAGCUCAGGAGAGACUCGCCACUGCCCUGCACAAACUAGACGAGGUGGAGAAGGCUGCUGAUGAGAGCGAGAGAGGUAUGAAGGUGAUAGAGAACAGAGCUCUGAAGGACGAGGAGAAGAUGGAGCAGUUGGAGGUUCAGCUGAGAGAAGCCAAACAGAUCGCAGAGGAGGCCGAUCGCAAAUAUGAGGAGGUGGCUCGUAAACUGGUGAUGGUGGAAGGAGAACUGGAACGAGCUGAAGAUAGAGCUGAGCAGUCUGAGAGUAAAAGUCGAAUGUUGGAGGAGGAGCUGAAAACUGUCUUCACUAGUUCAAAGUCUCUGGAGGCCCAGGCUGAGAAGUAUUCUCAGAAGGAGGACAGGUAUGAAGAAGAAAUCAAGAACCUGAGCAGCAAACUCAAGGAGGCUGAGACCAGAGCAGAGUUUGCUGAGCGUUCAGUGGCCAAACUGGAGAAAACCAUCGAUGACCUGGAAGACGCUCUGACUUCAGCCAGAAACGCUAACAUGGAGCUUCAGGCGACUCUGAAUCAGACCAUGGAGGAACUCAACUCCUGCUGAAUGUUCUCCUCCCCUACUGCUCCUCCCCUCCCUCCCCCUUCUCCCCUCCCUCUGCUGCCUGACAGGUUGACGUCAGGGAAAUCUGUGGCCAAAACAUUCCUAUUACUCCUCCUUACACCUGCACUUCCUGCUGCUGAACCUCCCUUCACUGUUGCUCCUCCAACUCCCUCCUGGUGGAUGUUGAGGAGGUCAGGGUUAAACUCUGUGGCCAAAACAUUCCUCCCCUUCCCCUCCUCCUCCUCUCUUAAUGAUUCCUGCUUUCACACAUUCCUUUUCUGAACCUUUAAGUCACAUUUGAAGUGUUGCUUUAAUUUCCUCCUGUCUGGCCCUCCUCCUCCUCCUCCUCCUCCUCCUCCUCCUCACCCGCUGAUGGUGCCAAGCCCCCUCCUGCCUCCUCCCCUCCCUCCUCCCCCUCAGUAUUAUGUGAGGGAGGCCAGACAAGGAGCUGCUCAAUGUUUUUUUGUCUAUAAGGGAGUUUAACAGUGACUUACCCCCCCCCCCCGUUAAGAACUAAUUAACUAAUUAACAACUAAUUAAGCGUUUGUCUGAACGGUUUCUCUUUACUCUAAUUAGUUUUUUUGCCACAAUAAUCAGUGAUUGAUUGAUUGCUUGCUUAGAGCCAACAUCCUGUUCGGUAAUGAUUUAUGUUUGUUCCUGGGGGUGUGGUUUAAGAUAGCCAAUCACAGCGAGGCAUUCCACUGCCAUGGUAACCCUGGGGCCAAUCAGAGACACACCCCCAGUUUUUUUUUUUUCUACAGGUGACCUUUUACCUGAUGACAUGAAUAAAGUUUAGAAAUGUUUUUACCUGGAAGCUGGUGAUGAUGUCAUCACUGUGCUGAUGUCAUCACUGUGCUGAUGUCACAGCUCAUUGUAAUAAAACAUGACAGGAUUUUAUAAAAUAAAAGCACCGUCACUGGUAUCUAGAUCCAA
Lates calcarifer (barramundi perch) is the source of this 2060-nucleotide messenger RNA. Its product is annotated as tropomyosin alpha-3 chain. NCBI's taxonomy places the organism in Eukaryota, Metazoa, Chordata, Actinopteri, Centropomidae. Gene Ontology annotation, molecular function: actin filament binding. The transcript has 9 exons. Gene Ontology annotation, cellular component: actin filament. The record is from RefSeq and is a predicted model, not a curated record. Gene Ontology annotation, biological process: actin filament organization; muscle contraction. The coding region runs from base 381 to 1130 and encodes 249 amino acids.